Messenger RNA from Mesorhabditis spiculigera, 2439 nucleotides. The record is from the annotation of a GenBank genome assembly. NCBI's taxonomy places the organism in Eukaryota, Metazoa, Nematoda, Chromadorea, Rhabditida, Rhabditidae.
AUGCAGAGGAUCGACCUAAAGGAUAAUGCAACAACACGCCGCAAUGCCAAUACUCCGCCCAAUUUCACGCAAAACUCAUCGCUGGAAAAUUUUUCGUUCCAAUAUUUUGUGGAGGAAUGGGAUGCGGAUCAGUGUUUAGCCUGGAUUAAAGGAGUUUGCGAAGAAGAUCUGCGCCCAUUUUUCGCCACCAUAGCUGAAAAUAUCACAAGCGGAAAGCAGCUGCUGAUUGUUGAUGAUGAUUUUCUUACACGGAUAGGGUUAAAUCAACUUGGCCCGCGUCGAGUUUUGUGUCAAGCUAUACAACUCUUAAAUCAGAAUUGCUACGAGAUGUCCGACGAAAACCUCCAGUUAUUAGCAUUAAGCGUUCGAGUAGCUGCUUUGCAUCUCGUGAAUGAGAUGGAAGCAGCACAUCGGGCUAAAGAACGAGCAAAAGCUAGAAUGGAGGUAUGGAAAUUAUUUUUUAUGCAAAUUAUUCAAUUUCCGAUCGUCGUCCUCAUCAACGAAAUCUCGAAAGUUGUCUCUCACCUCGUAGAAACCUCUAGAAAACUUGUAUUUUGGUUGGACAGGGCCCCGUUCGACGCUAGCGUCACCUUUAUCGACUUUCGGAGACGAGUCCUCGAUGCUGUACUGGCCAUUAUGUCAAUGACAAAUGUCGCUCCAAAGGAAAUAUUUACAAAUAGCGAGAAGAUUAUUACCAAAGCCAUUGAUCUCCAAAACAAUUGUGAUUGGAUUAUCAAAGAUUGUGAUGACUUUUUUAUGGUUCAUACAAAUAGCUCGAGAAAGAUCACGAUACGGAGACGAAAAGUUGAUACUCCUUGGGGCUUUAAUCUGAUUUCCACAUUUCGAGGUCGGCACAUUAUCUCUGAGAUCAAGGUGGGCUCACCGGCGGAUUUAUGCGAUAAUGCCGACGCCGGGGAUGAGAUCCUGGCGAUCGGUGAUGAGACUGUAGUCGGAUGGGAAUUGGAGGGAGUCGCUAAACUGCUACAAGAUAUUGAGCAUCGCACUGAGCUCGUGUUAUUGUUACGGAAGAUUCCUGUCUCGUUCGUUCCGACUCUGGCUUCAUUGUUUCGAGUCCGGGAUCAGCCAAAGCCAAAAGCUCUACGCCUACUAACAAGUAUGGCACCCGGGAGUCUUGUUUCUACUGUUGCUGUUGACGCCGAGGAGGAGGAGCCGAAAUUUUUGCCUGAGAUGGAACCCCGAACCCCGAUAAAACGGCGAAGAUCAUCCACCUUCAAGACCGUUCUGCUGAAAAUGCGAAAAGGAGAGAAUCGAAAUGGUGCUGGUGGGCAGGCGGGGCAAAUUGAGCGGACGCUAAUGAUGCGACGGAGAGCGACGGUGUGUGGUGGUAGCCCACCCCCAGUUAGGACAACACAUCACACACAUCUUGACUUGAUUGCCUUGUUGAAGACGAGCUCGAUUCACGAGGCCGGCGCCCGGGGUGUAAUCCGUCGCGCGCGUACCAUGCGUCACCAACCUGACGGCUACGUACGCUCAUUUGUGGACAAUCAACUCGUCACCCCGGUUGAUGAUGAUAUCGUAGAUGAUCAACUUCCCUUCAAUACCAAAUGCCCUACCGAAUUUGCAAAAAUUGACGUCAUCCCUCCUCCCGACGUGGCUGCGCUAGGGAUACCAAUUGCAAAAACCAGCGACCCAGAAUGGUGUGCUCCAAUUCGAGAGGCCACUUCCACUCGAGAGAUGCGAUAUCGGGCCCCGAUGUCUGAUAGUGCGAUUACGGCUAUAAGCUUGGAGUCACCGAGUGUUCGGAAGACGAUCGAUGACUCUGUAUGGGGUUGGGGUCUCCAGGGACCUGUCCUAGCUUCACCCUCGUCCUCUUCCAUUGCUAGCCUUCAUAGCCCUGCUGCUACUCCAUCAAGCCGAACCCACCUCCUCUCACCAUUUAUCUUUGAUGGUGCCAGCCCUCCAGCCAGUGAUACCCCAUGCACCUUACUACAAGGAAAAACGUUCGAAGGAUGGUUGCGGCGAAGAAAAACCCAUGAAGAACUGGCGCUGUCGGGCGGAUCGAGCACUAACAAAUGGCCGAAAUGCUGGAUGGCACUACGAGCGCCUUUUCUUUACGUGUAUCCAAACCAAUUUUCGAAAAAAGCGGAUCUGGUUAUUAGCGUAAUUCGAUGUGCCGUCACUGAUGCGACAGAUUUGAAAACGAGCAAGAAAUUUGUUUUUCGAAUCCAUCGAGGGCCUGUCUCGCAUUAUUUCUCAUGUUAUACUCAAAAUGACAUGAAAACCUGGAUGCACAAAAUUAUUGUGGCAAUUGAGCAACAUGGCAUUCAGCCAAAACCAGCUACUAAAUCGCUCUCCCAUUUAUCGAGCGGUGACGGCGAUUCGGAGAGUCAAGCGGGGACCCCGGUGUCUCCUGGAGACUAUACGAAUAACUGCCACAUUCCCUCCCCACCACCCUUCACCCCAAAAUCCCCUCCAUCU